AUGUCAGGAUCCUACGCACAAGCCAGGCUAAACCGUGUCACCUCCCCCAAGCCGCGUAAGACCCUGAGGGGACCAGACCGCCCAAUCGCCAUCCGCAGCGAAUACAUCACUGCCGAGCGAGCAGCUCUUAUCCUCAAGCCGCAGGGCGACGCGCAGUCCGCCGCCGCGUACAGAAUCGAGGAUGAAGAAGGACAGGUACAGUUCACGGCGAGCGGGCGCAAGUUCAGCGGACGCUCCUGCCGCGAGUUCCGGGAUGCAUCGGGGCUGCCGUUGUUUGAGCUGCAUCGCAAGAUCUCGCUGCGGAAUGCGUGGUGCAUCACGCUACCGGGAAGUAAGAUCACGAAUAUGGCUACGGGGAGUCCACGACUUUCGUUUGGCGCUGCCGCGUUUGGGAACUUUAAUAUCUCCUUUCGGAAUGCUGCUGCUGUCGAGUCGAAGCGUGAGGAGGAUAAAGAGGUGACGCUCGAGAUCGAGCGGCAUGGUCAUGUCUUAGAGUCAUUUGAUGUCGUCGACGGCGAUAGGAAGGUGGCCGAGGUGCGUGAGAGCAUCCAGCAUAACAAGAAGCUUGCGUUGAUGGCGAGCUCGCGACGCAAUUACCGGCCGGUAUUGGAUGUGAUUGUCACACCGGGUGUAGAUGUAUCGCUGAUUGCUGCCAUUGCGGUUAUUGCCUCUGACUCUGUCUUUGGUUCAGAUGAUUAG
Molecule: messenger RNA, 699 nt
Organism: Aspergillus clavatus NRRL 1
Lineage: Eukaryota; Fungi; Ascomycota; Eurotiomycetes; Eurotiales; Aspergillaceae
Exons: 2
Coding region: 1-699 (232 amino acids)
Source: RefSeq, a predicted model, not a curated record